Neltuma alba is the source of this 1101-nucleotide messenger RNA. RefSeq names its product sirohydrochlorin ferrochelatase, chloroplastic-like. Lineage: Eukaryota; Viridiplantae; Streptophyta; Magnoliopsida; Fabales; Fabaceae. The coding region runs from base 26 to 655 and encodes 209 amino acids. The transcript has 6 exons. The record is from RefSeq and is a predicted model, not a curated record. Gene Ontology annotation, molecular function: lyase activity.
AUAUAACUUGCCUGAGGCUUGGAGGAUGACACUCGAGCUUCUGUGCCUUCCUUCCCCCACAGUCCCGAGGUUUUCUCCUGUGGAAAGCGGAAGAACAGCUAAAUGGGCCCCGUUCAAAAUCCCAAAUUCGCUCACUUGUUCCUCAAAGACUCGAAAUAUGGGCAGAUUUUUGUGCUUGAGCGCUCAAAACAGAGGCUUUGGGGAAGCAUCUGGAAGAGUUGGUGAUGGGGACGGAGUGAUUAUUGUGGAUCACGGGUCGCGUCGCAAAGAAUCCAAUUUGAUGCUUCAUGAAUUUGUGGAGAUGUUUAAACAUAAAAGUGGAUACGAGAUUGUGGAGCCUGCUCAUAUGGAAUUGGCAGAACCAUCAAUAGCAGAUGCCUUUGAAUCUUGCAUUCAGCAAGGCGCAUGCCGUAUUAUUGUCAGUCCUUUUUUCCUCUUCCCUGGUCGGCAUUGGCACCAGGAUAUUCCUUCCUUAACAGCAGAAGCAGCGAAGGAUCACCCAGGUGUGUCAUAUAUUAUAACAGCGCCCCUUGGACUUCAUCAGUUACUUGUGGAUGUUGUAGAUGAUAGGAUCAAGCAUUGCUUAAGGCAUGUAGCUGGAGAUGCAGACGAGUGUUCAAUAUGUGCUGGGACUGGCAAAUGCAGGCUAUAUUAAUUUAGAAAACUUACUCGUAUGGGAUGCUCUUGACGUGAAGGCAGAUGAAUCAGAAAGUCGAGGGAACAAAUAAAUUGAGACAUGUAUUGCACUGAACAAUUGCAAUUUUGUGUAGUCUUGAUUUUGAGGGAGGCCGUGUUAGUGUUGGCAUAUUCUUCUAUCAUUAGCUGCUGCUGUUGGAGCUGAGGUUUAAUGUGUCCAGUCCGGCCAGUGUCACAGAUUUUUAGUAAAAUUAAUAGGUUGAAUAAUCAUAAUUUACUUUCGCAUGUUUAAUUGAUGGUUUACAAAGGCUCAAAUCUAGCCUCCUCAUGUGCACAUCCAUUGCUUUUGAAAUGGAGCUGGGAAUUCUGUGUAAAGAGAAGUUGGGUCCUUAUGUGGUUGAGAUUGUAUAAUAACCAACAUCGCCACCAGAUUUCCUUUUAUGUUAUUUACAUCCAUUUUCUGUU